AUGGCUUCCACCUCCCUCCUAUCGCUGAACGACGACGUUCUCAUCGAAAUCUUCUCCCUCCUAGACUGCAAGGAGGCACUGGCGACGUCGUACACCUCCAAACACGCUUAUCGACUAGCCAUAUCCCAUGCCUUUACCAGUCUGCGCUGGUGCAGUGACAAGUAUGGGUCCGUGCCCGAAACCGAGUCCUCUGAGCCCUAUGCCAUGUGGGAGUACAUGCGCGCACCAGAGCCACUUUCUCAGGUCCCUCGCGUUCAACACCUCCAGCACUUCACCACGCAGUUCUUUCAACAAGUCGACGUACCGCCUCUGCAGCAACUCCUCAGCCACGCCUCCAACCUCCGCACCAUCGAGCUCUGGCACUUCGAAUAUUUUGUCAAAGAAGACAGAGAAAGUCUCAGCCGAGCAAUCAGCGCGAUGCACUACCUCAAGCGAGCGCGUCUGGUAUCUAUCGCCUUUGAGACGAUCUCUCUUCUGCCAGCCAUGUUUUCAGGCUCGAAAAUUGCCUCGUUGGACCUCCAUUUGGCUUACUCCUACAACGAUCCAGAUCACACUCCCAAGCUUGCGGCACUCAUAUCCGUCCUUGGCUCCCUCCCGAGCAUACACACUUUUACGAUCGACUUCAACCGUGUCUCCGUGCUAUCGAACACCCUCGGAAGAACCAAUAGAAACCUUCCCUCGAUCCACCACCUCUCCCUCGUAUGUUCCUCAGAGGUGGCCACGAGUUUCGUGACGCUAUGCCCCAACCUUCUCACGUUGUCCUUAAGGCUGCAUGGCAAAAACCCGAUAUUAUCUGUGGGGGUGGGCGACCGCUGGCCUGCUGGCCUGAAGGAGCUCAGUAUCCAAUCGCAUUGCGUCGUUACCAAAGACACGGCCCGACGGAUAGGACACGUCGACCAUGUAUCGUUAGUGGACGACUUGGAAUCACCACCCGGUGGCCCUGGUGUCCUCGACUUCCUCCCGCUGCUCGAAGCAAUCCGGCCCUUCGCUCUCACACUGCAGAUGAGACCUGUCCUGACCGAGCAGGAGCACGUGUGGAAGUCCCUUUGCAUUGCCGCGCCUCACCUCCGCUCCCUCAAGGUCAAAGCGGGAGGGUGCAACGUGCGCGACUACGUGGACUCGAUGCUGCCCGCGCUGAAAUCCUCGUCGCUUUUCCACCUCAGCCUCCAUUUCCCGCCGCCCACGCACCUAUUGUUCACCCCGAGCAAGACCGAGGUCGACGACCGGCGUGCGACGGAGGCCUGCCGGGUCGAGGCGCUGCUCUCUCCCCCCCCCCGGCUCGUCGCGGUCGCACCGUCGCUCAGGCUCAUCGCGCUGCGCUCCUGUCUGCCGCGGACCAGUGGGUCGAACGAAUUCGACAAUCUUCAGGCCCGCGCGGAGCUCGCGCGCGAGGACGAGAACGAGCAGUGGUGGGGCCGGACGAGCGAGUUCGUGCGCCCCGCGUUGGGGAGGCUGCGGGAGCUCCGGAAGGAGGUCCCGCGCGACGACCGGUGGUGGUGGGUCGAGGGCGAGGGUGCGGCGCGCCGACCGGUGGAGAUCUGGCGGGAGGACGGCGAGCGGGCGCGGGCGCUGAUCGAACGCGCGGACUUUGACGCUGCGAGGAGUUUCGACGGGUUUUAUUCCGCGAAGUGCAGGUAUGAGCGGUAG
Molecule: messenger RNA, 1647 nt
Organism: Epithele typhae
Lineage: Eukaryota; Fungi; Basidiomycota; Agaricomycetes; Polyporales; Epitheliaceae
Exons: 3
Coding region: 1-1647 (548 amino acids)
Molecular function (GO): protein binding
Source: RefSeq, a predicted model, not a curated record